Molecule: messenger RNA, 944 nt
Organism: Nymphaea colorata (pocket water lily)
Lineage: Eukaryota; Viridiplantae; Streptophyta; Magnoliopsida; Nymphaeales; Nymphaeaceae
Product: copper transporter 1-like
Exons: 1
Coding region: 373-837 (154 amino acids)
Biological process (GO): intracellular copper ion homeostasis; copper ion transmembrane transport
Cellular component (GO): plasma membrane
Molecular function (GO): copper ion transmembrane transporter activity
Source: RefSeq, a predicted model, not a curated record
GUCAGGCACCAGCUAGCAGCGCUGCUAGAAACAAACUUAAUGAAUGUGUGGCUUACAUGCUUAUCUUUAUUACCUUCAAUGGGCUAAUGGCGUCAUCUUUCAGUCAUCCUGAAACUGAAGAUUCCUUUUCUAUGCAGAGAGAGCGAGCAACAGUAGCCGUUGCAAGUCAUAGCUUUCCAGGUAGUGGUGGUAAUCAGUAGGCAGCCAGCAGCAAAGCAGAGGUAGUGAAUUUGCCUCUCUCCCCACAUACCAUUUCUUGCCUUCUUGCGCCUCAACCCACAUUUUCGCCGUACCCACCACAGUAAAACAACAGUCACACAGAAAAAACUACGGCAAUAGGCAGAGAGAUAGACGGACACAUAGACAGACAGGAUGGAGAAAGGGGCGGAGAUGGAGGGAAUGGCAAUGGCGCCAAGCACUGGGCGUGGUAUGCAGAUGCAGCAGCAGGACAAGAUGAUGAUGCACAUGACUUUCUUCUGGGGGAAGGAUGCUGAAGUAUUGUUUGAUGGGUGGCCGGGAACGAGGCCGGGCAUGUACGCCCUCUCGUUGGUCCUUGUGUUUUUAACUGCUCUCCUUGUAGAGUGGCUGACUGCCUGCCGAUUGGCCCGGCCGGCCGGCGGAGGGGUAGCUGCAGGGCUGCUGCAGACGCUUGCCUACACGCUGAGGAUGGGUUUGGCCUACUUGGUGAUGUUGGCGGUUAUGUCUUUCAAUGUGGGCAUCCUGUUGGUUGCCGUCGCCGGCCACGCCCUGGGAUUCUUGCUAUUUGGGAGCAGAGUUUUUGAAGGGAAGAAGCGAAAUUAUGUAGAAUAUAAAAAUGAGUGCUCAGAAGAACCUUAGAUAUGUAAUUGUAUGUGCCCGGAAGCCAUACCUCUCCUUUGUGUCUCUUUAAUGUUGGUUAUGCUCCCAUCAAAUUUUAGCAAACUAUUUAACUUGCUUCCUUUUAC